UGCUCGCACGAUAAAACUUUUACUCUUCUCGUGCUCUCUCCAUUAAGAUCAGGAGUUAUUUCAUUACCUAACGAAUAUAUUUUUGUUUUGUAAGACGCGAGCGGUGUCAAAGUCCAUCCAGUCCCCAGAAAAAGCGACGUCAAAUCAAUUAUUGUUAUCUUGGCACGUGGAUUCAACGAAAACGCUGGUCGACAAGACUUCACGUUUGCAACAUUAAUUUCACCGCGUGGCUCAUUCAAACAGAUGUAAAUUGCGGCGAGAUAUCAAGCAGCUUAGCUCUCAACAAACUGAACUUUAGCAGAGAAAUGUUUGUGUUAUUGAGCCUCUUGGUGGGUGCUGUUUUGCUGCAGCCUAUUUGUGUUGUCUCCAAAGGUAUACCUGAAAUUAUAAGUAACGGGACGGCUGUUUCUACCAAGGAGGACGAUAUAGCACAUUUCACGUGCACGUCGCGUGGGGAUCCCAGUCCUUUCCUUCGAUGGGAGCGAGAUGGAGUAACGAUUAAAGAUACAGAUGAGGGGGUCGCUGUUUUGAAAAAGAGUAAUGCCACUCUAGAAGAAAGUCAUUUAUUUGUCGCAGUUACUGACAGUGAGAGACGUGGAAAUUACAUUUGCGUGGCAAGAAAUGCGGAAGGAGAAGUAAAAAUGACAUUCACCAUUGACGAAUACCUCCAGGAGGGACUUACAUCGACUGACAAAGCUGCCAUUGGUAUAUCAAUUGGGUUAACGUCGUUCUUUGUGAUUUCCAUUGCGAUUUUAUUGAAGCGCGGAUCAAAUCAGAUGAAGAAAUCUGACCGGAGGCAAAGAGCAAGAACCUUAUCACAAUCUUCCCACUCUUCUCUGAGCGGUGCGGAAAGCAUUGCUUUAGUGCACUCCACGCCAAAUAAUGAUGACGAUAAAGAAAUAAGAGACGGUGCAGCAGCCAACCAUGAUCCUGAACGUGAUAGACCUGCAAGUCUUGAUUGCACAUCGUCAGUGUGAAUUAAAAGACAAGUAAAUACGUGUUAAAUAUUUAAUGUAACGACAAAGCUUUCACGAAGUUUUACUCAAGCUAGGCAUAAUGGGCAUAUCGUUCGAUGUAAGCGUAGCAAUAUUCGCUUGGUGAUUGAAACUAGCGCUUUCGCCUAUCUCGUUGGUUUUGUAUUCACCCUCACUAGGGUGGGGUUUCUGAUUAAACCCAAAGAGUACAAUCGUUAAACUUAGCAAAGACAAACAAAGAAGAGGGUAUUUUCCUUGCCUGUUUUCUCUUCUUGGUUUCGCUAAAACUCCUUUAGCGUUUUGUCUCCGCCGCAAUUUUUUUUAUUUGAAAUAGGGUUUCUCGUGCAUGUGUAGGUUUUCAUUUGCUACGUAGUUCAAAACCGAUUAUACAACAAUUGUCAAUUGGUUGUAAAAAGUAAUCUGAAAUUGCUUUGUUUUUGCUUUACUUCGCUCUGUGAUUGGUCCAGAAAACUUGCGUCACUCUCUCAGCCAAUCAGAUACAAGACUAAAACCAAUCACGGCUUGGUCGCACGCAUUUUCCCGCACUUUCGGAAGUUUAGUUGGUUUUAUUUUUAAUUCUCAGUGGCUCUCAAAUGUAUUUCCUUUCUUCUGCUCGGCCUUUGUGAUCACUUCGGUUGUGGUUUUGAUGACACUCGAUCGGAAGGUGUUCUUCUGAUACACAUGAUUUGCGACUUCCGUCAGUGAACAAUGAUUUUUUUUUUCAAUUAGCUAGCAGAGAGUAUUUCGAUUGCACGAAUUAAACCAAUAAAAAACGAAUUGAUUCUGACGGCCUAUUCGGGCGAAGGCCACCAUCCCAAGUAACUAAUGAAAACUCAGCGUAGAAAAAGCAAUCUGCCUAAUAAGCGCAGGAAAAUUCAAAUGAUGAAGUCUAGACUGUUUUCGGGUUGGCAUCCGACGCAAGGGUGACGCAAGUUCGCAGGUUCUCAAGUCCGAACACGUACUUCAAUGAAGCAAAUACAAAGCUCUCCCAGAUUAUUUAACUGCUAAGUCGAAAAUUGCCUCAUAUACACCGAAUCGAAGGAUGGCAUCCAAUUUGAAUUGCCACUGUUCUGGACUCAAUAGCCUCUCACACAUGUGAUAAUCCUAUUGUGUUUCCAUGUGAAGACGAGGCUAGUGAUCAUGAGUCCAGAACAAUGGCAAUUCAAAUUGGACACCAUCUUACGAUUCGGUGUAUAGACUAGUACGUUUUAAAUGACUUCCACUUGUUCUUCCACAUGCUUUUAUGUCCUCCGCACUUUCCGUACGUUUAAAGCAAAAGAAAAUAAUGAAAACAGAGCUUCUGGUGGUUUGCAUAGUUGUUAAGUUGAACUUACUGUGAACCUUUUUGACCUCAGCAAUUUCCAAGGAAUCAUUAUUAUUUUUUUAAAUUUACAUACGAAAAAUCAGUUGCAGUUGUGUAGGCGUAUUCUUUGAAUUUAUCGGCCGAUCAUCUAGUAUUCCAGUGCACCAAUUUUGCCGAAAUACAAACAUUUCGCUUUUUUUUUUUUUGGCUUCAUUUUUAAUACUCUCCAUCAUAUCAAUCUUCAAUGAGUGCCCGACAGGGAACAGUGUGAGGGUGUAUCUAAGGCUAGGGUCUUACUCCAGAUUUGAAAUACAGAGAAGGAUUUUUACCUCG
This is a messenger RNA of Stylophora pistillata, 2610 nucleotides long. RefSeq lists its product as uncharacterized. NCBI's taxonomy places the organism in Eukaryota, Metazoa, Cnidaria, Anthozoa, Scleractinia, Pocilloporidae. The record is from RefSeq and is a predicted model, not a curated record.